Molecule: messenger RNA, 1011 nt
Organism: Cannabis sativa
Lineage: Eukaryota; Viridiplantae; Streptophyta; Magnoliopsida; Rosales; Cannabaceae
Product: cysteine-rich repeat secretory protein 55
Exons: 1
Coding region: 62-853 (263 amino acids)
Source: RefSeq, a predicted model, not a curated record
CUUUAUAAAGAUUAAUAUGAACUGAGCUUUUCAACUAAAAAACAUUACCAAAAAAGAAAAGAUGAAGUUACCACAUGAAAUUGUUGUUGUUGUUUUUCUAGUUCUAUGCAUUUGCAUAGCCGAAUCAGCAGACCCUUUGGGAGAUUUCUGUAACAAAGAGACUGAGAUAAGUAAAGGCAGUAAAAUAUCAUCAAACAUUGACAAUUUGUUGUCUGAAUUGGCUCUCAAAACUCCCUCAACUGGCUUUUUAACUAGCUCCUAUGGUAAAGGCGAAGACCAAGUUUAUGGCUUGGCUCAAUGCAGAGGUGAUGUGAGCACUGAAGACUGCUCAAGUUGUGUCAAAGAUGCUGCUGAUAAGAUCAAAACUCGUUGCCCGAACGAAGCUGAUGCUAGGAUUUGGUAUGACUUUUGCUUCUUAAGGUAUAACAACAAGAGUAGUUUUAUUGGAAAAGUUGACACUUCUUAUGGCAUACUCUAUGCUAAUGUUCAAAAUGUAAGUGAUCCUGAAAAUUUCAAAAAGGAGUUAGGAGCUUUGAUGAAUCAGAUAAGAAAAGAAGCUGUUCAGCCUAAGAAUCGGGGUCUUGGCAAAGGCGAAACACAGCUUUCGCCUUUUGUCACGCUCUAUGCAUUGGUACAAUGCACAAGAGACAUUUCUAGUAUAGAUUGUGCUCAGUGUUUGGCCAUUGCAGUAGAAAACUUUGACCAUUUUUGCAAAAACAAAAAGGGUUGUAGAGUUUUGUAUAGUAGUUGUUAUGUAAGAUAUGAACUCUAUCCAUUUUUCUUUCCUCUUGCUUCAAACAAUACCAAGGUUUUAGAUCAUUCUAUGAUAAACAUGAUGAAGGUGAACCCAUAGAGUUUUGGUAUCUGUAUUUCUGUCUGUCGUAUUAGCUAAAAGAUUUUCCAAAAGGAAAAAUGACAAGACAAAGGUUUUCUAGUUUGUUGUAAUUCUCAUCUUUGAAUUCAAGCACAAUGAAAUAAGACCCCACCAAGUCAUUUUCUUCUCUUUUCUUA